AUGCCGCUUUGUCGUGCUUCAACUCAGUGGUGCAUGGCCCUGGCUUGUGAAGAAAUCCUCAUGGGAAAUGUUGAAGUCUUAACCGAAGUCUCCAACAUUGUAAAUCUGACGGCGGUUGCAGAGUCAGCACAGGAUGAGGACCAGCAGCUGCUGUCCCCAAAGGAAGGAGUCAAGGUCCUGAAGGAGAAGAGGAGGCAGUACUCAGUGGGCACAGGUACCAUAAAUGGCUUGCCGGAUGAAUUAUUAGAGAGAAAGGUGCUGAACCAAGAAGAGAUGGAGAAAGUAAGAGAUGAAAAUGCUACAGUUAUGGAUAAAGCCUGAGCUUUGAUUGAUGCUGUCAUUCGGAAAGGGCCCCAGCUUGCAGCUCCUCAGCCAGUGCAGGACAACCCAGCUAAGCUCACAUUCUCAGCUCCAGGAAGGAACCUCAAGCUUUGCCCCCUUGAAACAGCCCAAAGGAUCUGGGAAGAACAGUCAGCAGAGGCGCCAUGCUCAGAACACAAGGACGGAGGCGGGUGA
Propithecus coquereli (Coquerel's sifaka) is the source of this 516-nucleotide messenger RNA. RefSeq names its product caspase recruitment domain-containing protein 16-like. Gene Ontology annotation, cellular component: protein-containing complex. The record is from RefSeq and is a predicted model, not a curated record. Gene Ontology annotation, molecular function: caspase binding; cysteine-type endopeptidase activity. Gene Ontology annotation, biological process: proteolysis; regulation of apoptotic process. Lineage: Eukaryota; Metazoa; Chordata; Mammalia; Primates; Indriidae.